This is a messenger RNA of Paracoccidioides brasiliensis Pb18, 1122 nucleotides long. Its product is annotated as translation initiation factor eIF2B subunit alpha. The record is from RefSeq and is a predicted model, not a curated record. The transcript is spliced from 2 exons. Gene Ontology annotation, biological process: translational initiation. Gene Ontology annotation, cellular component: eukaryotic translation initiation factor 2B complex. Gene Ontology annotation, molecular function: guanyl-nucleotide exchange factor activity; translation initiation factor activity. Bases 1 to 1122 code for a protein of 373 amino acids.
AUGGCUUCUGAAACUACUUCUAAACCUUUCGACAUCGUCGCCACAUACAAUGAUCUCCUCCGUUCCGAUCCAGAUCUCACAAUGCCAAUCGCCGCCAUCGAAGCAUUGGUUCUUCUCUUGACUCACUCUCCCUCCUCCACAAUAUCGGAAACCCUGGAUCUAUUAGAAACGCAUACGGGAUACCUAAAACGCUCAAUACCAAACCCGAUUGGUCUUUCUGCCGGCACCGAUCUUUUCCAACGGUACCUCAUAACAACCCUACAGAGACCGGGCCAACUAGGCCCCGCAGGGGAUUUCAACGCAAUCAGAGCACAUCUGCUUGCGAAUGGCCGGUUAUUCAUCAAACGCGCAAAAGAGAGCAGGGAUAGGAUAGCUGCGUUUGGCAGUGGGUUUGUGCGGGAUGGAAGCACGGUGUUGACCAACGGUGGAUCCAGGGUGGUCAGUGCUUUGUUGCGGAAGGCUGCGGAGGAACAGGGCGAAACAGGAACUCCUGCGGCUAGAUUCCGGGUUAUUUAUGUGGUGUCAGUCGCACACAGCCAUAAUGGCAAUUCAUCCAGAUCCGAUCUGGAAGGGAUGGAUACUGUCACCGCGCUUAGGUCCAAGGGGAUCCCGGUAGCUACGAUCCCGGAGUCGGCGGUGGCAUACUCACUAGGUAUGGUGGAUAUGGUGAUUGUGGGUGCGGAAGGUGUCCUUGAGAACGGCGGCAUCAUAUCGCGCCUAGGGACGUAUCAGAUGGGCCUUCUAGCAAAAGCUGAGGGAAAGCCAUUCUAUGUCGUCGCGGAGAGCCACAAGUUUGUCAGAUUGUACCCACUGGGCCAAUAUGACCUGCCAAUCAAUCAGAAGGUGAUUGAUUUCCAGACGGAUCAAACGAGUGAGCCUUCCGGCCAAACUUCUGGCGUUCAAACCGAUGAACACAGCUUCCAGUCCACUACGAAGGAAAAGACCAAUCAUCUCAACGCCCUACUCAACGGGAAAACGUUUGCACCGUGCGAGAACAGAAGGCCGGUAAAACGUGAUGCUGUUGAUUUCACUCCCCCACAUCUUAUCUCGGCUCUGAUUACGGAAAGCGGCGUGCUAACUCCCAGCGCUGUUAGUGAGGAAUUGAUUAAGAUAUGGUUCUGA